GCAUGGUGUCGGAGCAGAUCUCCCUGCUGGGGGCACAGUGAUUAUACUAUUCCAUGGAUAAACGAGGCCGUUGUCUUGGAGACGGUGGUGGAGACAUGGAGCGUUUCCGCCAACGAGGUGUCUGCAACGACCAAUUUCAUGAUGAUGAAUCAGGCAAGGUAGAGGAGGACGGGGGAGAUGACAAAGUGGGAGGAGAAGAGGAGGAAGAAGACGAAGCAGAAGAAGGGAAGGAAGAAGCAGCAGCAAAGGAGGGGUUAAAUGACUGGGGGUAUGAUGUAGAAGAAGAUGUCGACAGGGAUGGUGGUGGCGAUGACGAUGGAGAUGAUGAUGGUGGAAGGGAUGCCAGUGGCGAUGGUGGUGUGGAUCCCGGUGGUGGUCGUGGCAGUGGUGGGGGAGGAGGUGGUAGUGGUGAUCGUGGUAGUGGAGGAGGAGGUGAUGAUGGUGGUGGCGGCGACAGUGAUGAGGGAGGCACCAUUCAGCAGCAAUACCCGCAUUGGUAGGAUGCUGGUCUUCAUCACCUACAGCAACCUCAGCAACGUAUACAUUACUUGACGCUGUUGGACCAUUCUCUCACUGGUCUGGCGUAUCCACAUUGGCGUUUGCCAGUUCAGCAGGAGUAACACGAGGUGGUAGACCCGCUCUAUGUGUGUGCACGUGCACAUAAGUCUCAGUUCGGUGGCGCAAGACUAUGUGAUUCAGAGUUGCUCGGAGUAGUCGAGGUAAGUCGUGUACGAUUGUCAGACACACAGUUUUCAGCAGGUCUUGUAAUGUAUGACGGGCUAUUCAACAUCCUAUCUGCCGGGCAUUUGCCGUCCCAAUUCAAUCACGCAUCUGUACUGUGUGAGCCGCAACACUGGCGCCAUGCCAAAGCG
Chara braunii is the source of this 872-nucleotide messenger RNA. Lineage: Eukaryota; Viridiplantae; Streptophyta; Charophyceae; Charales; Characeae. The record is from the annotation of a GenBank genome assembly.